Messenger RNA from Paramecium sonneborni, 750 nucleotides. The record is from the annotation of a GenBank genome assembly. Lineage: Eukaryota; Ciliophora; Oligohymenophorea; Peniculida; Parameciidae.
AUGUUUAAUAUAUUGUUUUUAUUUUCAAUAUUUUCCCAAACAUAAAUUUCAAUAACAAAACAACUUCGAAUUAAAAAGAAUUUGCUACAAACAGUCAUAGAUGAUAGAUGUUAUAUAGGAACAUAGGAAUAAUUUAAUUUCAUUGAAUCAUCAUUAAAAAUAUCAUUAUCUAGAAAUCAUAAUUUAGUAAAGGAUUGUAUGAAUUCAAUAUUAUAACUUUGGGAAAUAUCAGAAACAUUUUAAUAUGGAAAUUGGUGUGGCAAAAAUUAUGGGGGGUUUAAUAAUAAUUGUAAAGAAUUUUGUAAAGAAAAUUUAUUUGAACCAACUGAAGAUUGUCAGAAAUGCAAUAAACCAAUAGAUUGGGUAGAUGAACAAUGUAUGUAUCAUGAUUUCUGUAUGACCAGAUUUUAAUCUAUGGGUAUUGGUUACGGAAUGGCUUGUUCAGAUUCUAUAAAUUUAGGUAAUCCAUUUCCAUCUCCUUGUAAUUGUGCACAAAAUUUAACAGAGCAUUUAAAGUUAAAUUAUCUUCUUGAUAAAUGUUUUUUAGAUGUAGAAUGUCAAAUGAAUGGAGAAAUUAUUUAAAAUUUUUUCAAUAGUGAAUUACUAAAAUGUUCUUGCUCUUAUGUAUAAUGCAAUAAUAAUACUAUUGAUUCCGAUGGAAAUCCUAUCAUUAUUGAUGAACCAUUAGAAUGCUGGAAUGCAACAGCUUGUUUAAAGUCUGAAUAAUGCACCAGUUUAAAUGGUGGAUGA